This is a messenger RNA of Osmerus eperlanus (European smelt), 2992 nucleotides long. RefSeq names its product kelch repeat and BTB (POZ) domain containing 3 (gene kbtbd3). The record is from RefSeq and is a predicted model, not a curated record. NCBI's taxonomy places the organism in Eukaryota, Metazoa, Chordata, Actinopteri, Osmeriformes, Osmeridae. Gene Ontology annotation, molecular function: protein binding. The coding region runs from base 331 to 2199 and encodes 622 amino acids. The transcript has 10 exons.
UGUUCGAAAGCUCAAACCCGGAACCCAAGAAAGAACGCCAAAAUACACCAUCAAAAGGAAAUGUGUUUAUUAUUCAAAAGAAAUUAUAGUUACCAUCAUAGUUCAUAGUUCAUGUACAUCAUAGGUAUUAUUCGAAAACAACUCUCGAAAAUGAUGUGUAAAAUCCUCUCGUGACUGUCGGAAUAAAAAAACUGCUGAAUUGAAGAGCUGUCCGUGGUGCUGAAACAGUGAGGACAGCAGUCUACUUCUGCACCAGCACCGUGGAGGGACAGACUCCUUGUCUUCUGACGGUUAAUAUUUGAAGUGUGAAAACCGAACGCUGAUGUGGACAUGGAAGACCACUCUGAGUAUUCCAGAACUCCCGAUGCUGCUGACUCUACUGACUCUGUUCUGGAGUGUAACGGCGUUCCGGAGCGCAAGGCUAUGCUGCGGCUGUCUGAGGCCCACGGGCAGCAGCUUCUGAGCGUGCUCAGGUCAUUCAGAGAGAGGGGCUUACUGUUUGACUUCACCAUCAGAGUUCAGGACCAGAGUUUCCCCUGCCAUCGCUGUGUCUUGGCAGCCAGCAGCGACUUCUUCCGGGCUAUGUUUGAGGUGAACAUGCGUGAGCGUGACGACGGCUCCGUUACCCUCGGCAACCAGUCUCCAGAGGCUGUGAGUUCCUUCCUGGACUUUGCCUACUCAGGAGAGACCACCAUCACCAACGGCAACGUGGACAUGCUCUUCCAACUGGCCUCCUUCCUUCAGGUGUCCACUUUGUCCCGAGCUUGUGGUGACUUCCUGAUCGAAACCUUAGACCUUUCCAACUGUCUAAUGCUACUGGACCUCGCUGAGGGAUAUGGCUCCGCCUCCCUCCUCCAGCGAGCCAAUGAAUUUGUGGUUGAGAAUUUCCUGGAUCUCUCCUUAACUCCAGACUUCCUGGAAAUGCAGGUUGAUGUGCUGGAGCGCUGUCUCCAGGCAGACGCACUGAGCGUGCCCAGUGAGGAGGCUGCGGUGAUGUCACUGCUGAAGUGGAUAGGUCACAACCUAGAGGAGAGGAGGAGCUUGCUACCCAAGCUCCUCCCACUGCUCAGGCUUCAUCAUCUACCCACACACACACUGAAGGCCUUGGCUGAGAGGGAGGAGAUGCUGUGUGGAGAUGAGGUGUGUGGAGGCCUGCUCAGAGAGGCAGGGAGCAGACUGAGGCAGCACUGCGGCCUGCUAACAGACGCCAGGCCUGCCGCCAUGCAGAGCUACAUCUAUGUACACAAGACCGAGGAGAACGGAGAGAUACGCCACGCUUUCUGCUACUGCCUGGAAACCGACCAAUGGAGAGAGCUCCCUCAGGGUCAGGGGGCGGGGUCUAUGAUACCAGACCCUCCAGGAUCUCAGCUCACCAGCUAUGCUGAGAAGCUGUUUGUCACAGGUGGUUGCCGCGGUAACUGUUGCCGGGCGGUGCGUCUCCACAUCGCCGAGCCGUGCCACGACGCCACCGACGACGUGUGGUGUUUCUGCCCCGUCACACGCACCUGCACCCCUGCACCCGCCAUGGGGAAACCCCGUACCAUGCACGCCGCCGUCUCCGCCCUCAACCGCCUCUACGUCAUCGGGGGCAGGGCCAGAGGCUCUCGGGGCGGGGCUCCCAGCCUCCUGGAGGUGGAGUACUACGACCCUCUGAGUCAAACCUGGACGUCUGUCAGCCCUCUGCCCACCGCCCUCUACUACCCGGAAGCCAGUGCCUGUCACAGCCUCAUCUACACCCUGGGAUCCCGGCUGGAGAUCGCAGACUCCUUCAACCCCUCGCUGGACUGCUUCUUCUGCUACGACGCCGAGAGCGACCAGUGGAGCCACCUGGUGGCCGAGUUUGGUCAUUUCUUCCACGCCACACUGGUCAAGGCUGUGGCCGUUAACGACACCCUCCACCUCUGUGAUCUCUCCACCUAUAAGGUCUACAGCUUCUGUCCGGAGACGCGCGUGUGGAAGGGCGUGGGUUCGUUCGAGUGCGCCGGCUUCAACGCGGGCGCCCUGGGCGUAAGAGACCGCAUCUACAUCCUGGGAGGAGACUACUCACCUGACGAGAUCACGGACGAGGUGCAGGUGUAUCACAGUGGGAGGAGCCAGUGGGAGGAAGUGGCGCCCAUGCCCAGAGCGUUGACAGAGUUCCACUGUCAGCUGAUCAGCUUCAACAGACACAGAGACCCUUGGGGGGCUGGAGCCACUUGAUACACACACAUAAACACACACGUAAUACACACUCUCAUACCAACAGUCAUAUACAUUCUCAUACACACUGUGGCAACCCAUAGAGAUUCAGACGGCUGCAACGCACACAAUUCAGGAGACUGAGACAACACAAAUGCUGAAAUGCACUCACAAGCGUCACAAAAACAACCUUUCAAACUGAAAACAAGUCUUCCUCCCUCGCUCACACCUGUGUACUUCACACACACACUUCAGAUACACACUUCAUACACACACCUCACACACACUUCAUACACACCCUUCACAUACACAUGUCAUACACACAGGCAAGCAGGUCUACAGGCAAGCACACACAGACAACACUCGCUUAGGUAUACAGACACGUUAGAUAAUCAAACAGAUCAUCUAGGCUCCUCCCAUGGAGGACCUGUAUGUAUCCAGGUGAUAAAUCUGUCACAGAAGUUCAUUUUUUUCUUUCUUUUUUGCAGAAAUGCAUCUAGUUUUUACCAGCCUUCUCUUGUUUCUGUUGUGCAUCAUUCAUGCAAUAUUCCACGCAGUAUAUAAUGUAUAUAUACUGUAUAUAUACUCAGAAUUCAGGAUAAACUACUGAAUUGUAAUGGUUGGAAGAUUCAGGCAAUGUCAUAUCCUCUGGACUUCUGUCUAUAAAGCACAGCAGACCAGUAUGCACUAAAACUCUUGUUUUAUUAUGAAAUGUGUGUUUUCUUUGUCACUCUACCAGAGUUUUGUAAUAACUUUUGAUCAAGCUUCUAUCAGAAUACAAAAUGUUUUAACAAACAUCCAACAGCAAUACAAA